CAAGGACGGAGAGGAGUAACAAGCCUUUAACUUCCAUUAAACAGCACAGAAAGCUGUGUUACCUGUUACCACUUUCUUAACUUAACAUCACUUUUUGCAUCAUCGUCAUCAUGCUUUCACUUCCCAUUUCCUCAUCCCUCUUAUCUUUGUUGCCACACAUGUUCAUUUAUUUGCCUUCACGCUGAAACAAGCUACAACAACACCUGUUUCAAACCAUAUCCAAAGGAAACAACUCCCAGUUUAAAAGAACAACAACAACACCUGUUUGGUUUGGUGGGUGGGUUUCAAGUUUUGCUUUUGUUCACCUUUUUCUGGGUUUGAUUGGCAAGGUAGAGACAAAGGACAAGGUAGGGCUGAUUGGUGGAAAGGUUAUGGCUUUUUGGUUUUGUUGCGGAAAAGUUUCCACUCGAAGGCGAGGGAAAGAACUACCAACAUGGCGGGUGUUUUCUUUGAAGGAAUUACACUCUGCCACAAAUAAUUUCAACUAUGAUAACAAGCUUGGAGAAGGGAGCUUCGGCAGUGCGUACUGGGGCCAACUUUGGGAUGGAUCGCAAAUUGCAGUGAAAAGAUUGAAAGUUUGGAGCAACAUAGCAGAGACGGAAUUUACCGUUGAACUUGAAAUAUUGGCAAGAAUACGACACAAGAAUCUUCUCAGUCUCCGUGGCUACUGUGCUGAAGGACAGGAACGGUUAAUUGUAUACGAAUAUAUGCAAAAUUUGAGCCUCCACUCUCAUCUUCAUGGACAUCACUCAUUCGAAUGCCUUCUUGAUUGGAAUCGGCGUAUGAAUAUUGCAAUUGGUUCUGCUGAAGGAAUUGUGUAUCUUCAUCACCAAGCAACACCGCAUAUCAUCCACAGGGAUAUUAAAGCAAGCAACGUGUUGCUGGAUUCUGAUUUCCGUGCUCGUGUUGCUGAUUUCGGGUUUGCUAAGUUGAUCCCUGACGGGGCAACGCAUGUGACUACAAAAGUUAAGGGUACCCUGGGCUACCUUGCACCAGAAUAUGCCAUGUUAGGAAAAGCAAAUGAGAGUUGUGAUGUCUACAGUUUUGGCAUUCUCCUUCUAGAACUUGCCAGUGGCAAGAGACCAAUUGAAAAGCUUAAUUCGACGGUGAGGCGAUCGAUAGUUGAUUGGGCAUUGCCUUUGGUUUGUGAGAAGAAAUUUAGUGAAAUUGCUGAUCCAAGACUGAAUGGGAACUAUGUGGAGGGAGAGCUUAAAAGGGUUGUUUUAGUUGCACUUAUGUGUGCUCAGGAUCUACCUGAGAAGAGACCGACCAUGCUUGACGUGGUAGAGCUACUGAAGGGAGAAUCUAAAGAUAAAUUUUAUCACAUAGAGAACAGUGAAAUGCUCAGAAGCCUUCUAGCUGUAGAAAGCAAUGAUGAGACAUCAGUGGCUGAAGAAGACAGUUUAGACUAUAUAUCAGAAGAAAAAGAAUUAGAACGUCCCUUGAAAGAGUAUACUUAAACUAUGAAUGAUACCAAAAAGAUAAAACUAUGAGCUUGAGGGGUUAAAUAUAGGUUGUGAAGGGUUUUUUUUUUCACUGGGUGCCCAUUUGUUAGAUUAACAUGGGUAUGUUUACUGCUGCGCGUGAUUGUAUGAGUGUUUGGGGUUGUCCCUUUGUGUAGUGUUUUAUUCCCCUUGUGUUGUGGUUACCAACUUGAUAUUUGCAUUGUGUUUGACCCCUGUUACUAUGCUAUUGCUAUUAAGUUUUGGCGAACUAUGCCAUAUUAGAAAUUAUAAAAUAUUUCUUCUAUUAUUUUCUUC
This is a messenger RNA of Glycine soja, 1760 nucleotides long. Its product is annotated as PTI1-like tyrosine-protein kinase At3g15890. Gene Ontology annotation, molecular function: ATP binding; protein kinase activity. Gene Ontology annotation, biological process: protein phosphorylation. Bases 372 to 1460 code for a protein of 362 amino acids. The record is from RefSeq and is a predicted model, not a curated record. The transcript has 4 exons. Gene Ontology annotation, cellular component: plasma membrane. NCBI's taxonomy places the organism in Eukaryota, Viridiplantae, Streptophyta, Magnoliopsida, Fabales, Fabaceae.